CAGACCUUGCUCGCUGUAUAUUUUAGACCCUUUAUAUAUUCAGAAACAACGCCGUUUUGCUGUAAAUUCAUGACAAACUGCUCGGAACCAAAUUCCAGUACACUGUGCUUCAGUAUUUACAUCACAUUAUCAUCGCUUAGUGCUGACGUCACGUUACCACUUUCUCUACCUUCCGCAGCCACCAUGGCAGAUGAGGCAACUCGGAAAGCUGUGUCAGAGAUACCUCUCCUAAAAACUAACUCUGGACCUAGAGACAAAGAGUUGUGGGUUCAGAGACUACGAGAGGAGUACCUGGCCUUGAUUAAGUAUGUAGAAAAUAACAAGGCAGCUGACAAUGACUGGUUCCGUCUGGAGUCCAAUAAAGAAGGCACAAGAUGGUUUGGGAAAUGCUGGUACAUUCAUGAUCUGCUCAAGUAUGAAUUUGAGGUGGAAUUCGAUAUUCCUGUCACAUAUCCUGCUACGGCCCCUGAGGUGGCCUUACCUGAAUUGGAUGGGAAAACAGCCAAAAUGUACAGGGGUGGUAAGAUCUGCCUGACAGACCACUUCAAGCCACUGUGGGCAAGAAAUGUUCCUAAAUUUGGAUUGGCUCACCUUAUGGCUCUUGGGCUUGGACCUUGGCUGGCGGUAGAGAUCCCAGACCUUAUUUCUAAAGGCCUCAUCGAACACAAAGAGCAGCAGAAUAGUUAAACAGACCUCUGUGUGACUCAGAUCUCAAGAUGGAACACCAACCUAGAAAAUUGGUAUUUGUUCGUAAACCAUUCUUAGCUGAGUGGCAGUGUUGACCAUUUCUUAGCACGUUUUUUUUCUCUCUCAGGUGCCUCAAACUGUCUUAGUCAACUUCCACUAAAUCCUCAUAUGGCUCCCAUCAAAUAAAUGGGAAUUUUGAUCAAGGUACUCUAUAAUUGACAAUGUUCAAUCAGUGCAAAACCUCAGCUAUUUCAUCUAAUGGGAAUUAUGCGAUGCAUUUAGCAAUUAUGACUGAGAUACACUACCAUAACACACCCAAAGCCAAACAUUUUAAAUCAGAUGUUGAAAUAUUUACCUGUGUAACAUAUUAUAUUGUCAGUGUCAAGCAGAAAGGUAUAUUAUCUGUCAUCGGUCAAGGUGGUUUAGUGUGCAAAAACAAUGUGUUUUUUUACAGGGGACCAGCUUAAUUUAGUCUGUUGGUACUUGUAAAUGUCUCUUGAAAGUGUUAUGUUCACUUAAUUAUUCAAAAGACUUUUUUUACAUUAACAUUAAGCAGAUAUUAUUUUAAUUUCAAGAAGGUCAUAAAACUGUAAAAAUGUAAAUUAUGAUGUAAGGAUGGUUAUAUCCAUGACUAGACGUAUGACUUAAUAAAUUACCUGUAUUGCAAUGAA
Molecule: messenger RNA, 1358 nt
Organism: Alosa sapidissima (American shad)
Lineage: Eukaryota; Metazoa; Chordata; Actinopteri; Clupeiformes; Clupeidae
Gene: ufc1
Product: ubiquitin-fold modifier conjugating enzyme 1
Exons: 6
Coding region: 70-687 (205 amino acids)
Biological process (GO): protein K69-linked ufmylation
Cellular component (GO): cytoplasm
Molecular function (GO): UFM1 conjugating enzyme activity
Source: RefSeq, a predicted model, not a curated record